Molecule: messenger RNA, 2616 nt
Organism: Penicillium cinerascens
Lineage: Eukaryota; Fungi; Ascomycota; Eurotiomycetes; Eurotiales; Aspergillaceae
Product: putative C6 transcription factor (NirA)
Exons: 5
Coding region: 1-2616 (871 amino acids)
Biological process (GO): DNA-templated transcription; regulation of DNA-templated transcription
Molecular function (GO): zinc ion binding; DNA binding; DNA-binding transcription factor activity, RNA polymerase II-specific
Source: RefSeq, a predicted model, not a curated record
AUGGCGGAACGUGGUGCUCCUUCGGGACCCAAAAGACGCUGCGUCAGCACGGCCUGCAUCGCCUGUCGCAGAAGGAAAUCCAAGUGCGAUGGGAAUCUACCUAGCUGUGCUGCCUGUUCCUCGGUUUACCAUACGCCAUGCAUAUAUGACCCAAAUUCAGACCAUCGCCGUAAGGGUGUGUAUAAGAAAGAUAGUGAUACCUUGAGAACCAAGCAUAUCACCCUGCAGACUUUGAUCCAAGCAAUAUUAAAUUAUGACGAAGACGAUGCCAUUGACCUGGUACGCCAAAUCCGCUCAUGCGACGACCUUGAAGAUGUCGCAAAGUCAGUCGUUGCCCGUCAAGAAGGCCUCUUAUAUGCAGCCUCGCGGACCGGGGAGCAAGCGAGCGAUGAGAGCGCUGAAUCGGUGGAUCAGUUCGAGACCGAACUCUCAGGCAAGAUGAGCGAGCUCAUGCUGGACGGCUCUCGCAAAUUUAUUGGGGGCACGUCAAAUCUUAUUUUCCUCCCACCGGGCUCAGAACUACACGAGUCUGCUUCAAUGGCCGAUGGUCUCCCGUUGAGUCCUGGCGGUGAUGCGCAUCCCGUGACGCGAUGGACACAAGUCACAGCAGAUGCUUCACUGAUCAGCCAUCUCAUAACAAUGUACUUCACCUGGCAUUAUCCAUUCUUCACCAUCCUGGCCAAAGAGUUGUUCUAUCGAGACUACACCCGAGGUAUAUCAAGCGUGUAUUGCUCACCCUUGCUGGUUAACUCGAUGCUCGCCCUCGGUUGUCACUUCAGCUCGCUGCAGGGAGUCUUUGCAGACCCCCAAAAUCCCGCGACGGCCGGUGAUCAUUUCUUCAAAGAGGCCAAGCGGCUAGUCUUGGAAAACGACGAACAUGAGAAUGCGAAGCUUUGCACAGUCCAGGCCUUUGCACUCAUGUCUGUGCGUGAAGCAGGCUGCGGUCGCGAGGGCAAGGGCUGGGUUUAUAGCGGCCUUAGCUUCCGCAUGGCCUUUGAUCUUGGGUUGAACGUUGAUGCUGCAAAUCUCGGUGCGCACAACCUCGGCGAUGAGGAAAUAGAUGCCCGCCGCAUCACAUUCUGGGGAUGCUACCUGAUUGACAAGUGCUGGUCAAAUUACCUCGGCCGCCAGCCUCAAUUGUCUUCAUCUAAUACAAACGUGCCUAAAUUCGAUGUUUUACCGAAGGAAGAAAUAGAAGCCUGGUCGCCAUACAGUGAUAAGGGUGUAGACCACGAUUAUGUGCAGCCUUCGCGAACCAGAGCUGUUGCACUGCAGGUUUCAAAAUUGUGCGAGAUAAGCAGUGAUCUUCUCGUGUUCUUCUAUCAUCCGGCGGAAUUGGAAAAAUCGCAGCAGAAGCAGUCAGAGCUGAAGAAGCUUAGCGACGUCCACACACGCCUUGAAGCAUGGAAAAAAGAACUUCCCAGUGAGCUCGAACCCAAGGAAGGACAGCUUCCCCAGGUCCUUGUCAUGCACAUGUUUAACCAACUCCUUCUCGUCCACCUAUACCGGCCGUUCUUAAAGUACACCAAAACCAACACUCCACUCCCUCCACACGUUUCACCUCGCAAGAUAUGCACCCAGGCUGCAUCGGCGAUAUCAAAACUGAUGCGGAUGUACAAACGCACCUACGGUCUCAAACAGAUCUGUAAUAUCGUCGUCUAUAUCGCUCACACUGCCUGCACUAUCCACCUUUUGAACCUGCCGGAGAAAAACGCGCAACGAGAUGUGAUCCACGGCCUCAGGAACCUCGAAGAAAUGGCUGAAGGCUGGCUUUGUGCUCGUCGAACAUUGCGCAUACUCGACAUCUCUGCCAACAAGUGGCAGGUCGAACUGCCUCCUGAAGCCAGGUCUCUCUUCGAGCGCACCCAUACAAAAUGGGGCUCAUGGGGUUCUUGGGAUCAAGCGACAUCUCCCUCCGCUUCUACCGACUCUCCAGUUACACACUCAGCCUUGCAAUCCACCGUCACGAGUCCAAGCCGGUUUUCCCCUUCUGCAAAUCCAACUCCUCCCAGUCAGCGCGCAGAACCCAUACCCGCCAACGCCUUCCCCACGAUGGGCGUAUCGAUGGGCCCUCAAUACCCCCCUAUAGCUACAAUGACUACGUCCAUGGCACCGAUGCAUGCCACCCCGCAUCAAACAGUACCAAGCCCUGACCUUGCACCACCGGAGCCUACAUAUCUCCGACCAAUGUCGCAAGGUCAAUACCAGAUGCCAUCACUUGCAUCCUCAGGCCCAUCGGCCCAUCCGAGUCCAAAUGCCUGGUAUAAUACAUCCGGUGUCCCAGUCGCGCCCCACAGCACACCCACAAGAUCACCGGCGUCACCCGUCAGCGGAUUCGGCGCGGAGAACCUAGUCGAGCAGAGCCAAGACUGGUGGAGCCGGAAUGCCGCGGCGUUGGGCUUGGGCAUGGAGACUUGGGGCGGGCCGUGGAGUCCGGAUAUCUCCAACCCAAAUCUCCAGUAUGAGAAUAACCGCGGCCAUUUCAUGCCGAUGGGUCAGCAUCCGAGUCCUGGAUCUGUUUCCGAGUAUCAGCCGCGGGUGGGUAUCGAGAUUCCGAAUAUGAGCUCACCGGCGGAAAGCCAUGGGACUCCCGGCUUCGAUGGUCAGUGGCAAUGA